This is a messenger RNA of Coccidioides immitis RS, 999 nucleotides long. Its product is annotated as uridylate kinase. Gene Ontology annotation, cellular component: nucleus; cytoplasm. The record is from RefSeq and is a predicted model, not a curated record. The transcript has 4 exons. The coding region runs from base 44 to 724 and encodes 226 amino acids. Gene Ontology annotation, molecular function: ATP binding; UMP kinase activity. NCBI's taxonomy places the organism in Eukaryota, Fungi, Ascomycota, Eurotiomycetes, Onygenales, Onygenaceae. Gene Ontology annotation, biological process: CDP biosynthetic process; UDP biosynthetic process.
GCAAAGGCAAAACUGUCUGAGAUGCCACGCUGCAACGUGCAGGAUGGAACCUGGUUCUAAAUCAAUGGUUCCGCAAUCUCUAGCUAGCGCUAAUAUCAUAUUUAUCCUGGGAGGAACCGGCGCUGGUAAAGGCACUCAAUGUGCAAAGCUCGCAACAGAUCCCCCUGUGGUGCACCUGUGUGUCGGAGACCUCGUCCGGGCUGAACGGGAGCGUUGUUCACCUGGUGCCGGGCAAUUGAUCGAGAAGUGCAUGCGCGAGGGCACCGUGGUUCCUUUGGAACUAGUGAUAGGACUCCUGAAAGCAGCCGUCGUCGGGCAUGUUGAAGCCGGCCAAAUGAAUAUCCUUUGUGGACAACUUCCCACGGGAUAUGCAGCAAGCAGCGGCCUUCGAAGCGCAGGUGCCUAUAAUCCGAUCUUUGUACCCUGGCAGACCCUCCGUCUAACUAGCCGGGGAAAGACUUCAGGCAGAGUGGAUGACAAUGAGGUCUCCCUUCGGAAAAGGAUGACAGAUUUCAACGAAAGGACCAUACCUGUUAUCGAGCAUCUGAAGCGGUUGAUCGAGUUAAUAGCGGUGGACUGCGAGCGCGGAAUUGAUGAAUUAUAUCCAUCGAUAAAGCAACUGGUAGAGGCUCUGUUACUUUGGGACCGGAUGGGGUUGUGCUCUAGCUCAAACGCCAUGGGUUCGCAAGGCCUAUAUCAUUUUCUUUCAAGAAAGAACCAUUAGAGGGAGCAACAUAGUCUUGGAGAGGAUGCAGAGGUAGUUCUGGACCCUUGGGCUACGAUCACCCUUUCGGAUCCUUUAUUCCAUUUCGAAAGUCCCCAGUGUGCUGAAGAGGAAUUUUAUUUCAGCCGUGAGCCAGGCUCAAAACCGGUUAAAUAUCUCCUUGUUACCGGGAUCCCUAGGGUCGCGGCGCUGUACAUUCCCAGCCAUCUUCACAAAAAUGAUUCCAGGGAGAGUUUCGGGCAAGACAAACCUUCUCUUCCAGAGAGCUCAGAGUA